Messenger RNA from Calliphora vicina (urban bluebottle blowfly), 2854 nucleotides. It is a transcript of the gene Hsp67Ba, whose product is annotated as Heat shock gene 67Ba. The record is from RefSeq and is a predicted model, not a curated record. Bases 62 to 2167 code for a protein of 701 amino acids. The transcript has a single exon. Gene Ontology annotation, biological process: response to heat; protein refolding. Gene Ontology annotation, cellular component: nucleus; cytoplasm. NCBI's taxonomy places the organism in Eukaryota, Metazoa, Arthropoda, Insecta, Diptera, Calliphoridae.
GCAAAAGAUUGCGAAUAAAUAAAAAAUAUAAAUUUUAAUCUGAAACAAAAAAGUUUUUAAAAUGUCCCUGAUACCGUUCAUUUUGGAUUUGGCAGAUGAACUCCAUGAGUUUAGCCGUUGCUUGGCCAAUGGUAUAGAUAUAAAUGACUUUGGUUUUGGUCUCUAUACUGGCACGGAUCAACAACAGCCACAACAGCACCAGCAACAACCACAGCAGCAACAACAACAGCAGCCGCAAACCAGUCCCAGACGUAGUCGCACCUCAUCUUUUUCCUCGUUUUGGAUGCCCUCGAAACGCCAUCAUCCAUACAAUCGCAUAAAGACGGCCUGCUGUGCCAAGUCUGGCGAGGAAGCGGUCGCAGUCACUCCGGAAAAGUCGGAUGCUGGCUCCUCGAGCAUUGGUGGUACGCCGGGAAAAUCGGCCUCGUAUUCGGUGGUCAACAAGAAUGGCUUCCAAGUGAGCAUGAAUGUGAAGCAAUUUGCACCGAACGAACUGUCGGUGAAAACAAUCGAUAACUGCAUUGUGGUCGAGGGCAGACAUGAUGACAAAGAAGACGGUCAUGGCGUCAUUUCGAGGCAUUUUGUACGCAAGUAUAUGCUGCCAAAGGGUUACGAUCCCAAUGAUGUGCUCUCGACUUUGUCUUCGGAUGGUAUAUUGACGGUAAAGGCACCACCACCACCACCGCCGACUGCGAAAAACGAUGAACCCAAUGAGCGGAUUAUAGAAAUUCAGCCGACCCCAGGACCAACCCCAGUGUUGGUGGUGUCUGCAAAGGAAACACCAGCAAAAGAAACAUCGAAAAAGUUAGCAACAACGCCAUCGGCUCGUUUGGAGUGUCAGUUACCCGAAAAGAGACAAAAGCUGGAUUUACCCCCAGAACCCGAGCCGGAGGAGUCUGCAGAGACAGCACCAGCCCCAAUACCACCAGCAACAGCCACAGUUACCGAAACCGACUCAGCAUCAGCAUCCGUCGCUGUAGCAGGAACAGAAGUUGAAUCCAACGAUGUUGACAUGGAAAAAGCCGAUGAACAAAUCAACGAAGUUGUGCUCAAACAGACGGAACAACAACAACAACCACAACAACAAACAUCAGAUGUUGAGGGUCCCGAGAAUGAGGUAGAGAAAAAAGCUGAAAUCAUUGAACAAAAUGAAAAGGAGCAGAAGCAGAAGCAGGGUAAAAUUGGAACUGAAACUGAGAAAAAAUUGUUGGAUGAGUGCAUGUCCGAUUCGAAUGGAGAUUCAAAAAUUGCUGCUGAAAAAAUGGAGGAGUCUAGUAGUGUUACAGAAGCCACAGAAGAAAAUACAGAGAAAACCAACGAGACUACUCCUGCUGCCGCUAAAGUGUUAGAGAGUGCUGAAGAAUCCAAUGUAACCAAAAUGGAGGUAGAUGAUGAUGGUGGUGAUAAUGAUGGCCAUGAUGAUGUUGAGGAAAAAACAGACAAUACAGAAGUUGUUGUUGCCACGAUUAAAACGGCUGAUAGUGAAACAAAAACGGCUGUUAAAGCAGCUGCUGGCGCUGACUCUGCAAAAAAGAACACAGAUAAAGAAAAAACCAAUAACACAGACACUUCCAGCAGCAGCAGCAACACAUCAACCACCACCACUACUACCAACAAUAACAACAAUACCAGCACAAACAGCAACAGCACCACUACCAUCACUAAUAACUCUUCCACUGAAUCCACUGUCACCGAGAACUCUGCCAACGAUGUUAAAGGUGGAAAUGGUGUUGUAACCGGCGACAUUCCAGUCGAUAUUCCCAAAUCUACCGACAGUGAUGCCGCCAACACAGCUACAGCUAAAACUAAAGCCUCGGCUGAAAGCAGCAAGGCUGAAUCUGUGGCUGAGGCAGAGAAUGAUAUGGAAACAGCUGUAUUGGGUACUGACACAACAACAACAGCAACUACAAAAAAUAUUAUUGAUGAUGUUGCUCUACUGAAAGCUGCAACAGCUGACCCAGCCGAUAUAACAGACAAUGCAGAGGAAAAUGUUAUACUCACCGAAUCCAUGGAUGGCAUAACAACCACAAACACAACAAAUACGAACACAACCACAACCACUGUCGACAAUGUCGAGUGUUCGCUGUUUGCUAAAAAAUCGCAUUUAGGUAAUGGCAACAAUACAACAGCAACACCACUGGUGGGUACCGAAGAAAUGGCCAAUUAAAAAUGUCUACACUUUUAUUUUCCUCCAACACUUUCCCUUACCCAAAUCCUAACACACCCCCUCACCACCCCUCCCAAACAACCAACAACACAUAAAGAGACUUAGAAUGCAAAUCAGAGCCACAGCAAUAGAGAAAUAAUGCUGAAAAACUGAAAAUCUAUAAUGAAAUUUUAGAACAGAAAAACAGAAGAGGAACUGAAAAGAGUAUUUGGACACUCUUAUACGAGUUACUCAAAAAAUACAACAACUACUUAUACUAUAGUACUAAACUCUAAGAAAGACAAAAAAAUCUACAUGUAGUAGCAAAAAAAAAAACUGAAAAAAAUAUAAAAUAAACUGCCUACAAAAUGUUAGAAGCAGCAGCAGCAGCAGCGGCAGUGGAUGCUUUUUUUAAAACAAAUAAAAAAUAUAUAUUAUUAUUAUUAUAAUUACAAUUAAAUUCGUUUCUUAUUUGUGAACUUUUUCUUAUUGACGAAUACUAUUUCAUUGGCUAUGACGAGAGUAUGAACGAACGAAUGAAUGAAUCUAAACGAUUUAGCAGCCGAUUUUCCUAUAUUUUACAAAAAAUGUAUACCUAACUUUUUUUGAAAUUUUAUUUUAUUUUUUUUUUUAAUAAUUUUCUAUAUAUUUAAGUACAAUAGUUUCCAUAAUGAUAAAAUAAUAAAAAUAAUAUUAAUAUGAUAAUAA